UUAAUCACACCAUUUGUUUUGUGAACCACCUUAGUCCAAAAUAUGGCCAGAAUUCCGGCAAACACUGCACAGGAGCUGUUGGCAGCGAGCUUCUCCGGCAUGGUUUUCGGGUUUCUGGAAGAUGGAUGUCAAGAAUUCGAGCAGAGUUACAGCAGCAGCGACGGGGGCCAGAGUAGUCAAGAAAAUGAAGCGAUGUUUGACAUGGACGAUGAUCAAGAGGAUGCCGGAGAGGAUGAGAAGGAUAAGAAGUUUUGGGAGAACCAGAACCAGAUUUUACAAGCCACGUUGUGUAGGACUAGUUCUCUAGAGACGACGAUUAGGAGUGUGACGAAGGAGGCGGUGAGAGAAUCGGCAGGAGCUGGGGUAUGCGGUUGUGGGAAGGCUGCGAGUGGUUGCCGGAGUUGCCUUAUGAGGGAAGUUUGCGGCAGGCUUUGCAAUGCUGGUUACGACAGUGCUAUAUGCAAGUCCAGGUGGAGAAGCUCGCCGGAUAUUCCUUCAGGCGAGCACACAUUUUUGGAUGUAGUGGACAAUUCAAGCUCCAGGAAAGGACAGGUGAGGGUGAUCAUAGAACUCAACUUCAGAGCCGAGUUUGAGAUGGCCAGAGCAAGCGAUAAAUACAACAGAUUGGUGCAACGACUUCCCGAAAUCUUUGUCAGCAAGGUUGAGAGACUUCAAAAUUUGAUCAAAAUUUUGUGUUCGGCUGCCAAGAAGUGCAUGAAGGAGAAGAAAAUGCACAUGGGGCCGUGGAGAAAGCAGAAGUACAUGCAAGCUAAAUGGCUUGGUGCGUGCAAGAGAACGACGUCAACACCACCUUUCUCAAUGGGGCAAUCGGAUCGGCUGCGUCUGAGGCCGAAGUCAUCAAUGCUAACUGUUGAUUUGCUAGGGGAGAUAAUGCCUAAUAUGCAUUGCGCAGCGGUUGCAGUUGUGUGAAUUGUUCAUCUAGCGUUUCGUUCAUGAUCUUUUUUGCCGAUGAGUUUGAUCCUAAGAACUAAAGAAAGUCGAAUAUGGAAUAGUAGUACUUGCGAGUCCGUUUGCAUGUACAUAUUGUAUAGACUAGGAAAAAAAAUCAUAUUUUCAUCCUUAAUUAAGGCUUGAUCUGAAGUAACAAUAAAUAUAUUAAGGUUCGAUCUGAAUAAAAAUAAAUAUAUCCCCAUU
This is a messenger RNA of Argentina anserina (silverweed cinquefoil), 1155 nucleotides long. RefSeq lists its product as uncharacterized. The transcript is spliced from 3 exons. The record is from RefSeq and is a predicted model, not a curated record. The coding region runs from base 43 to 930 and encodes 295 amino acids. NCBI's taxonomy places the organism in Eukaryota, Viridiplantae, Streptophyta, Magnoliopsida, Rosales, Rosaceae.